This is a messenger RNA of Camellia sinensis, 3438 nucleotides long. Its product is annotated as zinc finger CCCH domain-containing protein 41-like. Gene Ontology annotation, molecular function: metal ion binding; RNA binding. The record is from RefSeq and is a predicted model, not a curated record. Gene Ontology annotation, cellular component: nucleus. NCBI's taxonomy places the organism in Eukaryota, Viridiplantae, Streptophyta, Magnoliopsida, Ericales, Theaceae.
UGUUCGUCUCCAUCUACAUACUGUUUAACCCCGACCCAAGCCCUCGGGGGUCAAAUAUAUAAUUUCACUAACUAAACUCCUAGAAAUACAUAUAUAUUUUUCAAUCGAUGAUUAAAAUCGCCAAUAUCGAGCACUAAAAUAGUCAGAUUUUUGCAAAAAUUUGGGUUUGAGUUCUUCGAAUUGGGCAUAGCUCUCUCUCUACAAAUGCUUCUGUAAAACCCCCUCUCAGUUUUUUUUCUUCAUUGCAAUCGUGAGAAAGUGAGUUUUAGAGAGAGAAACAUAUACAUUAUAGAGAGAGAGGGAGGGGAAAGUAUGGUCCGGUUGCUAUCGAGGCUAAGCGGAGCUAUAUAGGGAGAGAAUCGAAACCCUAAUGACAUAAAUCUGUAUAACGAGGAAUCCAAUGGAGCUAGAAGUUUCAUCUCCAAAGGCCAGGGGUCUUUCUCCUUCUGAUUGUGUCAGUGAUCCUGAAGAGCAAGAAAUCAGUGAUGACGACGACGAUGAUCGUAAUCAUAAGCAUCGUAGACGGGAGACACGGUCUCAAUCUUUGGAGAGAGAUGCUAUGGAACAAGUUCUAAUAAGGCCAUACAGAAAGAGAAAUAAACCUUUUGAAAAUGGACAUCCUUAUAGGGAAAAUGAUUCUCAGUCCAGCGAAACCUGGAAAAGUUAUAAUAUGUCCCCUCUGGAGAAAGACCUGUCUGCAAAGUUCGAUAAACGACGCCCUGGCUUCACCACAUUUCAUAGAGCUCCAAACAGGGUUAAUCAAUCAUUUUCUGCUGAGCUUGGUCCUGGUAGGGGUGGAGGAAGGGAAUCUGGUUCCUGGAGCCAACGUGAUCCUAGGUUCAUCUCUAUUGAUAUUGCUUCUCAAAUGGUUCCACAGGGAUCUGUUGCUCCAAGUCUGUUUCCAGGGAGGGGGUUGCCAAAUGUUUCAAACUCACAAAAUGCAUCAUGUGCAUUUGGACUGAUUCCAGGAAUGCCAAAUGGUGGUAUGGAUACACUCCAUUCCUUGGUUGCAGGAACUAGACCAUCAAUCAGUCCUUCACUAAAUAUAGGUCUUCCACGCCAAAGGUGCAGAGACUUUGAGGAGCGUGGUUUUUGCCUAAGAGGAGACAUGUGUCCAAUGGAACAUGGUGUCAAUCGGAUUGUUGUUGAAGAUGUUCAGAGCCUUUCACAGUUCAAUCUCCCUGUAUCACUUCCAAGUGCUCACCUGCUGGGAACACCCUCUGUUUUACCUUCUGUUGGUGCUCCUUCAAGCACAUUGAUAAAUAGCAAGAGUUUACAUAGCAAAAGUAGCAAGCCUGGAAUGACUGAUGAUGGAUUGGGCAUGAAUAGUGUUUUUACUGGUUCAGCUGGUGCUGAUUUUUAUGAUCCUGAUCAGCCUCUGUGGACUAAUGUUUGUACUGAGACUUCAACAGCACCGCUAGGACUAAAUUCAUCUAAGCUUGAUGAAACUGAAUCUUUGUUAGAUGCCAACCCCUCUGCCCGUCACCAUGGCAGGUUAUUCGAUGGCUCUGACAAUGAACACCUGGUGAGGAGCACUACUACUGCUGCUGGACCUCAAAGUACAAGUUCAUCUGUGUGGGGAAGAAUUGCUACAAAGAACAAACUGGAAACUAAGGAGAAAAUUGAUUUGACCAGAAAUUUCUCAAAUUAUAUUGAAAAUGAAGCAAAGGAUGAACAAGCACCAUUAACCAAUCUUCAGGAACCUGCCCGACAAGGGAAGCGGAUCACUGUGGAAAACAUUGGCUCACAAGCAAUUGAUUCAUCUCUGAAGACACAAGGUGAUACUGGACAUACUACUCGGAAACCUUCUCAAAAAGCAUUACGUACUCUAUUUGUGAAUGGCAUUCCUCACAAAGACAACAAAAGAGAGGCCCUUCUUUCACAUUUUAAAAAAUUUGGAGAGGUUAUUGACAUUUAUAUUCCAUUGAAUAGUGAACGAGCUUUUGUUCAGUUCUCUAAAAGGGAAGAGGCUGAGGCUGCUCUGAAGGCACCUGAUGCUGUAAUGGGUAAUAGGUUUAUCAAGCUAUGGUGGGCUAAUCGGGACAGCAUUCCUGAUGAUGGAACAAGUAAUCUUAAUAGUGUUUCAGUAACUCGUGAGGUGGCAGCUGUUUCAGUUCCACCCCAUCUGUCUGUUGCUCACAGUGGAAAGGAUAAUCUCCAAUCUGCAGCUCCAAAACUUAGUGUUCCCAAUGCUUCUGUUGCUUCUGUGCCUGCCUCUGAUCACCAUCACCCUAAGCUUGUGGUGUCUAAUAGUCCGAAAGCCCCACCUCCUUUGCAAAAGAAGCUGGAGAAUUUAGAGCUUUUGAAGGAGGAACUACGUAAGAAGCAGGAAUUGCUUGAUCAGAAACGCAAUGACUUUCGGCUUCAGUUGGACAAACUUGAGAAACAAGCUACAGGUCCCAAAGGUGAAGUACUGUCUGAGCAGGCGGCUAAGAGACAUAAACCAGGAACAGUAGCUGAUGUUGCAAAAGCUACAACUCCCAGGUUUGCUGAUUCUGGUACUGUAGUGGCAUCAUCACUAGCAGAAGUGAUGGCUGAGAAGAAUAAAUUUGUGGAGGACAUCGUGCACCAAAGUUCCAAGCCUAGUACAGUUGCGACACUGCAGGAACCUUCAAGUGUGAAGCAUUCAAUUCGUCCUUUGGCACCAGCAGGGGCACCUUUUGUCAUGAAUAAAUUCAAAUUGGACAACCGUCCCACCACCUUCAAAAUUAUUCCACCUUUACCAACAGGCCUUGCAAAUGUUGCUGUUUUGAAGGAACACUUCUCGGCUUAUGGCGAUCUGUCUGCCAUAGAGCUAGAAGAUGUAGAGUCUAGCGACUUGGUGGCAUCCAAAAAUUGCUCCGCCCAUAUUUCUUUCACAACACGUCAUUCAGCUGAGAGGGCAUUUGUGAACGGUAAAUGCUGGCAAGGCCACAAUUUGCAGCUGACGUGGCUGCCACCAAGUAAUUCUAGCAACGACAAUGGUACUAUUAGAGAAGUUGCACCCGUUGAUUCCCAUAAAGCAGCUGCCUCAGGAAAUGGAGAAUCUGAAAAAUUGGAAAGAAAAGAAAGUGGUGGUGAGCGUAUGGAACAGGAUGAAGAUCUGCAGUCCAGUUCGUCAACGAAUUCGUCUGAGAAAAAGUGUCCUAAAGGAGAUGGUUGUUGAGGAUGGCCUGAUUGUCGGAUUGUACAGUGAGGUAAAUUUUAAAUAUUUUUAAAAAUAUUUAAGGUGCCUUGGAAAUUGCUAAAUUCUGGUUUUCCAAUUUUUUAAUCACAUGCUUCUUGGGUUAUGUAAAGAGGGAAUUUUGCGAUUUUCAACUACCAAUGCUGGACAAGGGAUGGUUAGUUGUGAAUUGUGUUGUCUUUUAAAUGUUUAGGACUGACGAUUAAAGUUGAAAAAUAACUAUCAAAAUAAAUUAAAAUGUUAAAUGAGAACUUCUUUGAUCCUCUUUUUCUUUC